Molecule: messenger RNA, 1113 nt
Organism: Humulus lupulus (European hop)
Lineage: Eukaryota; Viridiplantae; Streptophyta; Magnoliopsida; Rosales; Cannabaceae
Exons: 6
Coding region: 82-972 (296 amino acids)
Source: RefSeq, a predicted model, not a curated record
AUUAAUCCCUCUUUAAAUAGAAGUAAUUAGUUGACGUGUCUGUACAAAGAUUUGAACACAUAUUAUUACUCAAAAAAAGAUAUGAUGAAGUUUCGGGUGAACCUGAGAGGAUUCAUGGCAACGCGUUAUCCUCUAACGCUGGUGAUGCGAUCAGUAACUCGUACAGCUUCAUUUUCUUCUUCUUCUCGUGCUAAAUGGGAAUGUGGGAUUUCCAUGGUGCAGGGUGCUUCCAGAGGAAUAGGCCUUGAAUUCGUUAAACAACUGCUUGAGAAGGAUGAUAAAGGUCAUGUUGUUGCUACUUGUCGUAAUCCUAGUCGAGCAAAAGGGCUUCAUGAUCUACAAAACAAGUUUGCAGAACGCCUUAGUAUUCUGCCGCUGGAUGUGACUGUUGAAAGCACCAUUGAGGAGUCUGCAAAAUCUAUCAGAGAAAAAUAUGGCUCUUUAAACCUUCUGAUAAACGCAUCUGGGAUUUUGUCAAUACCUGAUGUACUGCAACCAGAAACAACACUGAGCAAGGUUCAAAAGUCAUCAUUGCUGUUUGCUUACGAGGUUAAUGCUGUGGGUCCUAUUCUAGUGAUCAAGCAUAUGUGGCCUCUUCUGAAGAUUGGAGGCGGCUCUGGGACAGAAAGGGAUGUUGCAGUUAUUGCCAAUUUAAGUGCUAGGGUGGGAUCCAUUGGGGAUAAUCGCCUUGGGGGUUGGCAUUCUUAUCGUGCUUCAAAGACUGCGCUAAAUCAGUUGACAAAAACCAUAUCUGUUGAGCUAGAAAGGAAGAAGGAUCCUAUUGCAUGCAUUUUGCUGCAUCCGGGCACGGUGGACACAGAUCUCUCUAGGCCAUUUCAGAGGAAUGUUGCAAAAGACAAGCUUUUCACAAAAGAAUUCUCAGCACAGAAGCUCUUACACAUAAUCAACAAUGUAAAGAGCAGCGACAACGGGAAGUUUUUUGCUUGGGAUGGUCAAGAAAUUCCUUGGUAAUGAGAGUAGAAACUUAAAGCUUAAAGCUUGUGUAGUUUUCUGUUUGAUUGAAGCUCCAUUUCUUAUUUGUUAAUUACGAGAUACACGGAUCAAAUCGUUGAUUUAUAUUUUUAAGGCAAAAUAAUUAAUAAUCUUUGUAGA